ACAAAACAUUUUAAAAAGGGGAGGGCGUGCAGGUAACAAUUCCCCGGUGUAGAUAGCAAACUCCUCAACGAUUUAUAUUGUUUGCGAAUUGGAACUCCAAAGCAAAAAACCCGCGAACACCUUUGCUCUUGCAGUGUCUACUGCGCAAAACGCGAAACCAAUCGAUCAAAAGGUCAGAAUCAAAAUGCAGAAGAAAUCGCCGUUACCGUUGAAAGACGCCAUGGGGAACAAGAAGAAUGUGCAAUUGUGUAGCAAGGAAUCGCUAGUGAAGCUUCUUAGAUGGCAUUUUGGUUACUCUGAUUUUAGGGGUAUGCAAUUGGAAGCUAUUCAAGCUGUACUCUCAGGAAGGGAUUGUUUUUGCCUUAUGCCAACUGGAGGAGGCAAGUCAAUGUGUUAUCAGAUUCCUGCAUUGGCAAAAGCAGGAAUCGUGCUUGUAGUUUGUCCUUUAAUAGCCUUAAUGGAAAACCAAGUGAUGGCACUAAAGGAGAAAGGAAUCGCUGCAGAGUUUCUCUCCUCAACAAAAACGGCAGUUGCAAAAGAUAAGAUUUACGAGGACCUUGAUUCUGGAAAACCGUCUACAAGGCUGCUUUAUGUGACUCCAGAGUUGAUAGCAACCCCAGGGUUUAUGUCAAAGCUGGCAAAGAUUUAUUCCAGGGGUUUGUUAAGUCUCAUUGCCAUAGACGAGGCACAUUGCAUCUCUAGUUGGGGUCACGAUUUCAGACCUAGCUACCGUAAGCUUUCAACUCUGAGAAAGCACCUGCCAGAUGUACCAAUGUUAGCUCUGACUGCUACUGCUGUUCCUAAGGUUCAGAAGGAUGUAGUGGAAUCCUUACAGAUGCAAAAUGCAUUAAAACUGAAGACUUCUUUUAAUCGGCCUAAUAUAUAUUAUGAAGUUAGAUACAAAGAUCUAUUGAAUGAUGCUUAUGCUGAUUUAUCUGAUACUCUCAAAUCUUUGGGAGAUGUCUGUGGGAUAAUUUACUGCCUUGAACGUUCAAUGUGUGAUGACUUGUCAGCUCAUCUAUCCCAAAGAGGCUUUUCUUGUGCUGCUUAUCAUGCAGGACUGAAUGAUAAAAUGCGAACUUCAGUGCUACAUGAUUGGAUUUCUUCAAACAUAAAAGUUGUUGUUGCCACUGUUGCUUUUGGAAUGGGCAUUGAUAGAAAAGAUGUCAGAAUCGUGUGCCACUUCAAUAUUCCAAAGUCAAUGGAAUCAUUCUAUCAAGAGUCAGGAAGAGCUGGUCGUGAUCAAUUGCCCUCUACAAGUCUGUUGUACUAUGGAGUAGAUGAUCGCAAAAGAAUGGAAUUUAUAUUAAGAAACUCAGGGAGCAAGAAGUCACAAUCCUCAAGUUCAAAAGAAGAAUCAUCCAGAACGUCCCUAACUGCUUUCAAUCAGAUGGUUGAAUAUUGUGAAGGAUCUGGAUGUCGUAGGAAAAUGAUUAUCGAAAGUUUUGGGGAGCAGGUAACAGCAUCACUAUGUGGAAAAACGUGUGACUCAUGUAGACACCCAAACAUAGUUGCCAGAAAUUUGGAGGAUCUCACAGCUGCCUGUGCUCUACGCCAGCAAAGCGGUUCUCGAGUUUUCAUAGCCAGUUCCACUGGUGCAAUUGAUGGAGAACAGUUAUCUGAAUUCUGGAAUCGAGAUGACGAAGCGAGUGGAUCAGAGGAAGAUAUUUCUGACUUAGAUGGGGACGAUAAUGAGGCUGUCAACAAUCUAGGCCGGUCAAAGUUUCAAUCCAGACUGGGAGUAAAUGAAAAGCUUGAUUUGUUACAGCGGGCAGAAGAAAACUACUAUCGUAAAGAGAACACUAAUAGACAGAGCAACAAAGUUGACAAGAAUGCUAUUUCUGAUGAAAUGCGAGGGGCAAGCAGGCAGAGAUUACAAAAUGCUUUAAAACAGGCUCAGCAACGGCUUGACAACUUAAAGAUUGAAAUGGAAACAUCAGCAUCUCUUCUUGAAGAUGAAUGCUACAAGAAAUAUGGCAAGGCUGGGAAAUCAUUCUAUUAUUCACAAGUGGCAAGUACUAUCAGGUGGCUGACAACUACAAGUUCUAUCAAUCUGAUGAACCGACUUUGUGCAAUUAAUCCUUCCACAUCAGUGAAUGUCUUCUCUGAAGCUGAACAUCCCCUCACAUCGCCACCUGCUUCAGAUCCUUGUGCAAAAGAAGAAACUACCAAUGAGCUCUCAGGCAAUGCUAUAACAGAAACUAUCCCAUGUGAUGUGCCAUUGGAAAGUUCUAAUACAAACUUGCCACCAAUACCAUCCUUCUCUGAAUUUGUAAAUAGUAGGAAAGCAAAAAGAAACCAAUCAAGUGAUACCAACAAACACUCAUCAAGAGUAGAGAAGAAGAUGAGGAUACAGUAGAUUGACUCUUGUAUCUACUAUUAAUGUUUGUGAAUUUUAGUUACAAUAUGUAUGAAGUGCCAACAUUGGGUUUUGUAAAAUAAUUUGCAGUGUUUUUCCAUUAGCUUUUUUAAAUAAGCAUAAUCAGUAGAAGUUCUAUAUGAGCGAUCAAAGAACUGUUGAUGCGUUAUAUGGAUUGGUGAGGUUAUUUAUUCUUAUGGAUGUCUCAUUCUUAAAUCAUUAUGGAAGGAGAUAUUAUAAAUA
Molecule: messenger RNA, 2602 nt
Organism: Cicer arietinum (chickpea)
Lineage: Eukaryota; Viridiplantae; Streptophyta; Magnoliopsida; Fabales; Fabaceae
Source: RefSeq, a predicted model, not a curated record